AUGGAGGAAGACACUGGUUCUGACUCGCUAUCCCGGCCGGAUUUGCGGCUGCAAGCGACUACGUUCGCUGGAUAUACCGCUCCGUCCCUGUCACCUGCCUUCAAGUUGGAUGAAGGCUACUCCGAUGACACACGGAGCCAGUCAGACAAGGAUCUCGUAUCUGACAAUGUCAUGUCGCUUCCAGAAUGGGUUCUAGCCCAGAGUGAGGCUGAUCGCGCUGAAUUCGCGUACAGCUUACUUCGAUCUCUCUCAACCACUACUCUUGCCGGCGUCGUCGACCGUCUGAAUCCCCUUCUCCACAUGGACCCCGUCGUCAAAUUACCUCCCGAACUCACCUUUCAAAUAUUCUCGUAUCUUGAACCCCGCACACUCCUGACGGCCUCGCUCGCGUCUCGCUCAUGGCGAAGUCGAAUCUUGGACUCCGGCCUGUGGCGUGUGCUGUACAUUGACGAGGGUUGGCGAGUCGAUACACGCGCUAUUCGCAACUUCGAGCAAGAGCAUGCUGAAGCAUUGUCACCUCAGACCCGCCGCUCGCGCCCUCGACACUCGGAGCCGGACUUGGGCGAACCAAAGCUUAAGAAGCGUGUGCCACCCUCAUGGUAUGACACACGAGGCGCAGACGGUCAAGGAUCGUCGAAUGGCAAGGUUGGACCAGAUAACGAGGGUGAUCACCACAUGGCUGAUGCGAGCGAUCGAGGAACACAUACCUCGAUUGAGAAACCAGGACUUGCGUCACCAAGUCUUGCUCACAACUCAAUCGCGUUCCUCCAGCCCCCUUUGAAAUCGUCGCUACUCACGCGAACGCCAAAUGGAUCCGUUAGGGUGAACUGGGUGCAUCUCUACAAGCAACGGCGACGUCUUGAAGCUAAUUGGCACCAUGGCCGGUACACUAAUUUCCAACUGCCUCACCCGUCCUACCCGGAGGAUGCGCACCAAGAGUGCGUUUAUGCUAUCCAGUUCCAGGGCAAAUGGCUGGUCAGUGGAAGCCGAGACAGGACGGUUCGGGUAUGGGACCUUGAAACAAAGCGACUCUGGCACCGCCCUCUGCGUGGGCAUCUCAAAUCAGUAUUGUGCCUGCAAUUCGAUCCAAGCCCCGAAGAAGAUGUCAUCAUUUCUGGCAGUAGCGACAAGAGUGUGAUUCUGUGGAAGUUCUCGACGGGGCAGAAGCUCCAUCAGAUUACUAAUGCCCAUGCUGAUUCGGUGCUAAAUCUUAAAUUCGAUCAUCGGUACCUUGUGACUUGUUCGAAAGAUAGAACCGUCAAAGUAUGGAAUCGACAUGAGCUAUUGCCCAAUGACGAGAACUACCCCCGAAUCUGCAACAGUGGUGGUGCCAGCUACCCCUCGUACAUCGUCGAUCUCAACGACAUUGCCCCCAACAUGCUCGAAGCCAGUAUUGCCAACGGACAAAUCAAGUCCUUGAAGGCAUACUCUUUGCUCAUGACUGUUGAGGGCCAUGGAGCUGCCGUCAAUGCGAUGCAACUUAACGGCGAUGAGAUUGUGACUGCAUCCGGGGACCGCAUGAUCAAGGUCUGGAAUAUUCGCAACGGUACUUGCUUGAAGACCUUGAUGGGCCAUGAGAAGGGUAUUGCAUGUGUUCAAUUCGAUAGUCGCCGCAUCAUCAGUGGCAGCAACGAUAACACGGUGCGUAUCUAUGAUCAUAUCUCCGGAGCCGAGGUGGCCUGCUUGCGUGGACACAACAAUCUGGUCCGCACAGUGCAGGCAGGAUUCGGCGAUCCUCCCGGUGCAGACGAGGCUCUACGAAUGGAGGCCCUGGAGGUCGAGACUGCCUUUUGGAAAGCUCAACAAGAGGGUGCACCUGUACACCUUGGCCCAAGCGCGUUGCGUCGUGCUGGAUACCAAUCAAACACUGCUGGAUCUAGAGAUCCCCGCGAUAUCCGAGCUAUUGGGGCUAAGAUUCCUCCAGGUGGAGGAGGCAGUUCCUGGGCCCGCAUCGUGUCGGGCUCCUACGACGAGUCGAUUUUGAUCUGGCACAAGGACCGUGAUGGCGCAUGGACAAUCGGCCACCGGCUGCGACAAGCGGAUGCUGCAGUCAAUGCAGCUCGUGGGAACCUGAGCGACGCAGCACGGGCUGCUAUACAAGCCCAGGUCCGACAGCUGCAAGCAGCUCAAGCCCCUGUAGCUGCGCCUGCGCCCGCGCCUGUAGUCCAGCAACCUGCGACCACCCAAAACAAUACCCAAGCUGCCGAUCAAGACACUGCCGAGGACACACCAACGCCACCUGCCACCAACAACAAUACUCAAAUCCCUCCAGGACCCCAAGAUGGUAGUAGUGCCACUGGGCCAUCCACAGCUGGCACCGCUACCCACCCCACUUCUCAACCAACACAGCCUGCAGCACAAGCCACAGCACCGGCUCCAAUGCCUCCUCCUCCGGCGGCGGCAGCAGCAGCAAUCCCACACCCAAUCGCUGUUGGACAUCAGCUUCACCACCCUCAUCGAAAUCGAGCCACACCUCCCACAUCAAGAGUAUUCAAAGUCCAAUUCGACUCACGCAAGAUUGUCUGCGCGAGCGUGGACCCACGAAUCGUCGGAUGGGACUUUGCAUGCGGUGACGAGGAGAUAUUGGAAGCUUGUCAAUUCUUCCGAGGCCUUUGA
This is a messenger RNA of Penicillium cataractarum, 2616 nucleotides long. Its product is annotated as F-box and WD domain protein. Gene Ontology annotation, biological process: microtubule organizing center organization; vesicle transport along microtubule; nuclear migration. The record is from RefSeq and is a predicted model, not a curated record. Gene Ontology annotation, molecular function: dynein complex binding; microtubule plus-end binding. NCBI's taxonomy places the organism in Eukaryota, Fungi, Ascomycota, Eurotiomycetes, Eurotiales, Aspergillaceae. Gene Ontology annotation, cellular component: nuclear envelope; cytoplasmic microtubule; microtubule associated complex. The transcript has 2 exons. Bases 1 to 2616 code for a protein of 871 amino acids.